Dromiciops gliroides (monito del monte) is the source of this 1021-nucleotide messenger RNA. RefSeq names its product leukocyte cell-derived chemotaxin-2-like. The record is from RefSeq and is a predicted model, not a curated record. Bases 252 to 749 code for a protein of 165 amino acids. The transcript is spliced from 4 exons. NCBI's taxonomy places the organism in Eukaryota, Metazoa, Chordata, Mammalia, Microbiotheria, Microbiotheriidae.
CUAAGUGAAUCAGAUAGUCACAGUCCAGAAGGAUUUCACUUUAGACAUUCUCUCACACACCCACACAUGCUUUCUUUUUUUUCUCACCCUGUCUUCCGAACACUUUGUGUCUCUCACUAAAUUAGUGCUCAAAAGCAACUCUGUGCUUUUGACACUAGUGUGAUUAAAACAUAUUGCCUUCCUUCCUCUUGACUAUCACUCAGAGAGAAGUACUCUAGCAUAAGCAGCAGCACCAGAAAAGAAGUAACAAAAUGUUGUCAUUCAAGGCAUUGCUUUUGGCUGUUUUGAUUUCAACUGCAUUGGCAGGACAAUGGAAUAGCAUAUGUGCUGGAAAUCCUUCUAAUAUUAUCAGGACCUGUGAUAUACAUGGAUGUGGACACUAUGGUGCUUAUAGGGGUCAAAACCAACAAAUCAGGCAUUCUUAUCUCGGUUCCAGAGGCAAAAGAAAGCAUGGUGGAGUGGAUGUACAGUGUACAGAUGGAGCAACUGUGUAUGCCCCUUUCACUGGAAAUAUUCUUAAAGAAGCAAAACCUUAUAGGAAAAAUAAUGCAAUUAAUGAUGGCAUACAGAUAUCUGGAGGUGGUUUCUGUGUCAAGAUAUUCUACAUAAAACCAGUUAAAUAUAGUGGUUCUAUCCAAAAGGGAGAAAAACUAGGAGUCCUAUUGCCUAUGCAAAGAGUGUAUCCUGGCAUCCAAUCACAUGUACACAUCCAGAAUUGUGACCGGAGUGAUCCUACUCGUUAUUUGUAAAUGGAAAGAUGAAGGCAGACCUUUUUUUUUUUUUUAAACAACUGCAGCAUAUUAAACUUUCCCCUCUGCAAUCUAUUUUCUUUUCCUUGAACUCAUUGUCACAUAAAAAGCUAGUCACAGUGUAUCAACAUUUUGUUCACUCAUUGAUGUUAGAAAAGCCUUUCCCCCCUAUCCUUUCUAUCUGAUUUAUUUGCCACAGAUGGGAUUUUGGGUGCCUUUCCUUACUCCUUAUUUUUCCCCAAAGCAUAUCUGAAAUAAAUAAAUUAACCACA